Pygocentrus nattereri (red-bellied piranha) is the source of this 7096-nucleotide messenger RNA. RefSeq names its product protein tyrosine phosphatase, non-receptor type 23, a (gene ptpn23a). The transcript has 24 exons. Gene Ontology annotation, cellular component: endosome. Gene Ontology annotation, molecular function: protein tyrosine phosphatase activity; protein binding. Gene Ontology annotation, biological process: early endosome to late endosome transport; endocytic recycling; protein transport to vacuole involved in ubiquitin-dependent protein catabolic process via the multivesicular body sorting pathway. The record is from RefSeq and is a predicted model, not a curated record. The coding region runs from base 1 to 5979 and encodes 1992 amino acids. Lineage: Eukaryota; Metazoa; Chordata; Actinopteri; Characiformes; Serrasalmidae.
AUGGAGGCGGUGCCGCGAAUGCCGAUGAUUUGGCUGGAUCUGAAGGAGGCAGGAGAGUUCGAGUUCAGCGCGGCGGUGAAGCAGUUCAUACUGAAGAACUAUGGUGAGGACCCAGACAAUUACAAUGAGCAGCUGAAGAAGCUGGAGCAGUUGCGACAGGGUGCUGUGAACGUGACCAGGGACUUCGAGGGCUGCAGUACAUUACGGAAAUACUUCGGGCAGCUGCACUACCUGCAGAGCCGUGUGCCUCUGGGUUCUGGGCAGGAAGCCGCUGUGCCUAUUUCCUGGACUGAGAUAUUUUCAGGAAAGACAGUCACUCACGAUGACAUUAGCUACGAGCAGGCCUGCAUCCUCUAUAACCUGGGAGCGCUUCAUUCAAUGUUGGGAGCCAUGGAUAACAGGGUGUCUGAGGAGGGAAUGAAAGUGUCUUGCACACACUUCCAGUGCUCGGCCGGAGCGUUCACCUACCUGCGGGAUCACUUCAGCCACAGCUACAGUGUGGACAUGAGUCACCAGAUCCUCAAUCUCAACAUCAAUCUGAUGCUGGGCCAGGCCCAGGAGUGCCUCCUGGAGAAGUCAAUGCUGGACAAUAGAAAAAGUUUCCUCGUGGCACGGAUAAGCGCUCAGGUAGUGGACUAUUAUAAAGAAGCUUGCCGUGCACUGGAGAACUCUGACACUGCCUCUAUGCUCGGAAAGAUCCAGAAAGACUGGAAGAAGCUUGUACAGAUGAAGAUUUACUAUUUUGCUGCUAUUGCUCAUCUGCACAUGGGUAAACAGGCUGAGGAACAGCAAAAGUAUGGAGAAAGGCUUGCCUAUCUUCAGAGCUCACUCGACAAACUGAACGAAGCUAUAAAGUUGGCUAAGGGGCAGCCCGACAGCGUACAAGAAGCCCUGCGGUUCACCAUGGAUGUUAUCGGAGGAAAAUUUAACUCUGCUAAGAAAGACAAUGACUUCAUUUACCAUGAGUCUGUGCCGUCUCUGGAGACGCUGCCCUCAGUGAAAGGUGCUCCGCUAGUUAAAGCCUUACCUGUGAACCCAACAGACCCCAGUGUGACUGGACCAGACAUUUUCUCUAAGCUGGUGCCCAUGGCUGCUCACGAGGCCUCUUCUCUCUACAGUGAAGAAAAGGCCAAGCUGCUAAGGGACGUCAUGGCAAAAAUAGACAGCAAGAAUGAGACAUUAGAACAAUUCAUGGACUCUCUAAAUCUGGACCCAAACUCUGUGGACAACAUGGACAUGUACAACAACAUUCCUUCAGUGCUGAUGGAGAAGUGUGCAGCUCUCAGCGUGAGGCCAGACACAGUGAAGAGUCUCAUACAAUCCAUGCAGGUGCUGUCUGGUGUGUUUACGGAUGUGGAAGCCUCGCUGAAGGAGAUUCGGUCAGUGCUUCAUGAGGACGAAGCAGGUGAGCGGAAGCUGGAGGAGGCAGCAGGAAAGCAGGCAGUUCCAGCCCAGCCUGCUGCCCUGGCUGAGCUCCGCAGAGAUUUGGAGAAAUACAUGGAGGCCCACGAGAAAGCAAGCUUCACCAACACAGAGCUUCAUCGUGCCAUGAAUCUGCACAUCAGCAACCUGCGACUCCUGGGAGGUCCUCUCGACACUCUGAGAGAGGCCCUCCCCAAACCACAACUCAGUGAAGAUGAAGUGGCAGGUCUACAGUGCAUGAAAAGAAUUUUGAGUAAAGUCCAGGAGAUGAAAGACCAGCGCAGCUCUCUCGAGAAGCAACUAAGGGAACUCAUCCAGCAGGACGACAUAACUUCUGUUCUGGUUACCACCGAGCGGGCUGAUAUGAAGAGGUUAUUUGAGGAACAGCUGAAGAAGUAUGAACAAGUAAAGGUAUACAUCGAUCAGAAUCUAGCUGCUCAGGAGAACAUCCUAAAGGCGCUGACAGAGGCAAAUGUCCAGUAUGCCACAGUACGCAAGGGCCUCGCUGAGACAGAACACAAAUGGAAUAGCACGGUCCAAAUGCUCGUUGCCUCUUAUGAGGCUUAUGAAGACCUGAUGAAGAAAUCUCAGGAGGGAAAAGAGUUUUAUGAAGACUUGGAGGGCAAAGCCUCUCGCCUCCUAGAGAGGGCUAAAACCGUCUGCAAGACCAGAGAAGAGGAGAGACAAGCCAUAUUAGAAAAAGAAAUUCAGAAAAAGCCUCCUCAAAGGCCCACAGCCCCAAAGCCUGUUCCAAAAAAAGUCCCGGAAAUGGAUUCUUCCAACCUGGAAGACCCUGAAAUAGCCAAAUUGAAUGCUGCCAUCCUAGCCUUAGGUGGAGACUUGCCAGAAGAGCUUCGUAGCUUGCCUCCUGAACUUGCUCUUCCAACAGCAGGUCUCCCUGUGAUGCCUGAGGCUUUUCAUCCAGGGGCCACACCUAGCUCCAUGCUACACUGGCCUGGGACAGCUUACAGACCACCCAGAUUUCCUCCCAACCUACCCCCUCCUGAGCUUCUUGCACGAAUUUCCCGUUAUACACUUCCCCCAACCCAGGGUUUCAAUCACAGUCUGCCAGGACCCCUGCCACAGCAACAGCAGGUUCCACAGAUGCCGAAUCCUCAGGUCUCCCAGCAGCAGCCUUCAGUGCCUGGGUACUGUCCUCCAUCUUCACAGACCCAGCCUGCUGCACCUGGGGCACCCACUCCCAUUCGACCUUCCACCACAACUGUGGACAGCGUGCAAACACCAAUUCCCAGCUACACUCCAGCAUCAGGACAACCAGUUAUGCCUACACCCACCCCUGGCCACACUGUGCCCACUCCUGCUGUGUAUACACCUGCCCCACACAUUGCUCCUCAGCCUCAGUACUUGCAGCAGCCUGGUGUUCCCAUGAACCAACCACCUCAGGCAGUACAAGCCCCUCAACCACAGUCACAGCCCCAGCAACCAUUUCAUCAGGUCCGUGGUCAAAGUCAGCCACAGACAUAUUUUCAGCCUAUACCACCCCAACAACAAAUGCCUGGGCCUCAGCCACAGUACCCACACCCCAUGACUCAACCAAGACAGCCUGGACCAACAAACCUUCAGCAACAUCCAUUCCAUAUUCACCCUACACCAACUCUUCUGCAGCAGCCUCAGCAGGUAUACCCACCUGCUUCAUUUGUUCCUGGGAGCCAACCUAUCAAUGCCCACGUUAAUACCAUUGCUCAAACCCAGCUGCCCCAACAUACUUUACAUCCACAAAUGCCUCCAUCCUCCCAGCAGAUGCCUCCAGUUUCUAUGCCACAUUUAGCACAUGUGAAACAACAAAUCCCCCCUUCCUCCCAGCCCUAUUUGCCCCCUGCCAAUCAACAAACACAUCCUGUCCACCCUCCACAAGUGCCCCUUUCCUCACAGCAGGCACCCCCUGCAGCCCACAUGCAAAUGCCUCUACCAUCCCAGCCACAAAUGCUGCCACCAUCCACGCAAAUGUCCCCUCCAUCUCGCCAACAAAUGCCUGCAGCUUCCCAACCAGUGUUACGCCCACCUCAUCCACAGAUGCCUGCUGUUGCAACGUUACAACACCCCUCUCAUCCACCACUUUCCACUGCUUCCCAGCAGUUACCGCACCCCUCACAUCCACCAGUGCCUGCUGUUUCUCAGCCAUUACCACAUUCCGCUCAUCCACCAAUGCCUGCUGUUUCACAACCAUUGCCACAUCCCUCUCACCCUCAGAUGCACCCUAGUUACCAGCCACAAUUUCCUGCAAAUACGCCAAGGGUCCCUGUCCCUGUGCAGCCUCAGUUACCUCCUGUCUCUCUAUCACCACAGCUGCCAGCACCCACCAAGGCUCUCCCUCCACAACACCACCUCCACUCACAAGCACCUACAGGACCUCGUCCCCCGGUGCCUCAGCAUCCUAUCUGCUUGCCCCAGCAACCUCUCCCCCCACACUCCACACCUCUGGGUUAUCCAGGUGGUGUCCCUAUAGUUCCCCACCAGUCUGCAGUUCCUCAGCAGUCCCAGGCUCUUCCUCCACAGCUUCCACCAGGGGCACCAACUUCUUAUGCUGGACCACAUGGUGGAAGCAUUCCUACUGGAUCCAUGCAGCUUCCUGGACCAGUUGUACCAGCUGGACCCCAGUCUCUUCCUCAGGGUAUGAUCCCUCCCUCUUCAGUUGCACCAGGGGCUCCGCAAAGCAACAUCUUGCCUUCACCUGCACCAUCACCUUCUCCAUCUCCAGGACCUUCCUCAUUAAGUAUGGUGCCUCAGAGACCCUCUCCUGCUCUCACACCUGUUGGAGGUGCACCAAUACCCCAGACUGCCACAACACCAUUGCCCUCCUCCGGCCCUUUGCCAUCAUCAGACUCCCUGUUUCAACGCCAGAAUUCCAGUACAGAUGAUCUCCUCUCUUCAAGUCCUGAGAGCCAGCAUGGAGGUAGCAAAGACACUGCGAACGUCUUAUUACCCACCAAGGCUGACCCUCAGGAUGAACAGCAUCGGAAGAAAGCUGAGGGAGUAAAACUUAUUCAAGGUGACCCAUACCAGGCACCAGAGAGAGUCUCUCAGCUUUGUGCAGAGCUUGAAAGGUUUAGAUUGACUGUACAAUCUCUGGAGCGUCCCUCAGGGGAGGGAGGCUUGUCAGAACUUGAUGCUCGGUGGAAGGAGUUGCAGGAUCAGCAAGAGAAGGAUUCCCGUCAACUCUCCAUUGCUAUAGCACGUUGCUACACCAUGAAAAACCGCCAUCAGGAUGUAAUGCCCUAUGACCGCAAUCGUGUUGUUCUGCGCUCAGGCAAAGAUGACUACAUCAAUGCCAGCUUUAUAGAGGAUCUUUCACCAUACUGUCCUCGUCUCAUUGCUACACAGGCUCCCCUUACUGGAACUGCUGCUGAUUUUUGGCUCAUGGUCUAUGAACAGAAAGUGUCAUUGAUUGUAAUGCUUGUGUCAGAGCAAGAACUUGAAAAGCAAAAAGUCCUGCGCUAUUUUCCAUGUGAAAGAGGACAGCAGGUUGCCCAGGGUCCAAUUACACUCACUUUGACUACCCAGAAGAACACACCCACCCAUGUGGAGCGCAUGAUUGGACUGCAGUACCGAGACCAGAGUCUGAAGCGUACGGUCAUCCAUCUGCAGUUCACCUCCUGGCCUGAAUUGGGCCUGCCAGAAAGUAAAAGUAACCUCAUACGCUUCAUUCAGGAAGUUCAUGGACAUUAUCUCCUUCAGCGUCCAUUACACAUGCCUGUGGUAGUGCAUUGCAGCUCUGGUGUUGGCCGGACAGGUGCCUUCUGCUUGUUGUAUGCUGCUCUACAGGAGCUGGAAGCUGGGAAUGGCAUACCAGAUUUAUCCCAGCUAGUGAGAAAAAUGAGGCAACAAAGAAAGAAUAUGCUACAGGAGAAGCUCCACCUUAAGUUCUGCUACGAGGCGGUGCUGAAACAUGCGGAGCAGGUCCUUCAGCGCCGUGGCAUCAUUACCUCUUCUAGCCAAAAGACUACAAAUAACACUGUAGUGAAGCAGUACCCACGGCAGGAGGCUCAGGAUAUUGUUCUGGGAGGUGAUAUGCCCAUCAGCUCCAUUCAGGCAACCAUUGCUAAGCUCAGUAUCCGACCCCCGAGCACUGAGUCUGAGCAGGAGCACAGUCAGGACCUGUUGACCUCUGUUGCUGCAGCGGAAUCAGAGCCUCCAGCAGUACCAAUGCAGCCUGUUCAGGAUCCUUCAUCUACUGAAACUGUUCCUGCCUCGCUGAGUCCACCUCUCUCCUGCUCGUCUUCUCCGGGCAAGACACGCUCCCCUUCACCUCCCGACCGCCAUGGCAAUGGGUUUGAGGGGUCCAUGCAGACCUCCCCGGUCUCCAACCAUCACCAUCCUCCACCUGAAGCAGCAGCUCCUCCAGCAUCAUCAUCUCUGGACCUGCUGGCCUCGCUGACGCCUGAAGCCUUCACAUUGGACAGUGCCUACCGUGGCAAACAGCGCAUCAGCAAGCAAAGCUUCCUCCAGCCCCAGGAAGGGCAGGGUCUUCAGGGCCCGCCACAAGGAGAUGACCCACUUAGCACUCUGGAUCCCCUCUGGACACUCAACAAGACCUAAAAUGUAGAAAAUGCUUGCAUUGGUCCUUUCAGGAACUCUCUGUCUCUGACCUUCUGGCUUAGUGUCGUACAUUCAGGGCUAGUUACCUGGUCAUGGAUUAUGCUUUGUUCGAAAUGCCAGUGUUCCAGUGGUCUGAGGAACUGGUCCUCACGGUUUUGAAGGCCAACAACUAUCACGUUUAGUGUUUUCCUGCUCGUCAUCUAAUUGUUAUGGCCUUCAUUCAUUGAAUCAGCAGUUUGCACGGAAACGAUUCUGUGCUGUAACCCUUAACUGUUCUGGCUGCUCUGAACCCCUUUCCCAAACUAGUCCCUGUGCCUCUGGGACCACAUCACUGUGUGUCUGUCUCUGUCUUCGUCUGUCUGUAUGUCUGUUAAUGAGUCUACUUAGUCUGCACUUCUCCAGCACUGCCCCUCUUGUUCCUGGCUACUUUAGUGACCUUGCAUGCCCUCCUCAUUCAGAAACUGUCCAGUGAUCCCUCAAACUGCACAUUGUGUGUCACUGUAUUAACAAAGGAUACAAAAUACAAAGAAUCAGCAGCUGGAUUCACUUUCUUUUGAGAGAAGGGCACUGGUUUAGCAGAUUGAUGGCCAGUUUUUAGAUGCAGAUUAUACUUGAUCCUAGUAUUAAAGUCUUUUUGGAAUGAAGAAUCUCAGUUUGUCAAAGUGUAAUUUAAUGGAAAUUGAGUGUAGUCUUUAAUCUGUGUUUGAAAAACAGGCCUAAGAUUACUGCUUGCCAUGUAGUUUGUCAUCUUCACCUGUGUACAAGCAAGAGCAUUCUGCCAUCGAAAGGUAUAUGAAUGCAAAAAAACAAAUGCGAUGGCUACCAGCCAGUAUGCUGACGCCUACCAGUCGAUGGCUACCAGUUAGCUAACGCCUCCCAGUAGCGGUUCAUUAUUGAAACACUCAUUUCUGGGUAAAGUAUUCAUUUUUGUAGAAAAGUCAAAGCUGGUAACAAAAGUGCGGACUUGAUAUGCUGGGCACUCAUUUUACUUAUAACACUUAACAUUUACGAAUCAGCGCUCCAGAAUCCUUUACGAUCUAUUGAGUUGAUUCUUUAUGCCUUUCAGUAAACAUUGUAAAUAUAUCUUAAUUAAAAUCAGCAUCCUUGAAACACUGAA